Messenger RNA from Thelazia callipaeda (thelaziosis nematode), 978 nucleotides. Lineage: Eukaryota; Metazoa; Nematoda; Chromadorea; Rhabditida; Thelaziidae. The record is from the annotation of a GenBank genome assembly.
AUGCUCAAAAGUUUUUCAGACCAGUCACUUUUCCAUUUUCAUUAUCAACAACAUUUCUUGCUAUGCACUAAUUUUCUUGGAACUUUACAUCAGAAACUUCUUGCAGAUAUUAAAUCUGGAAAAUGGUAUCCAAAACACAUUGCAGAACUGGAUUAUAUUUGCAAUAAUAUUAUUAUGUACUGUCCAAAUGAUCCAACUGGACUAAAUGCUGAUCAUGCUAGCUUUAAAGACAAAACCUAUCGAAAAAGACGAGAAUGGUUUUAUCAGUUAGCAAAUAAUUACAAACAGCAAACGAUAUAUCAGGAUUUAAAAAUUCUGCAUCGUGAAUUGGCUUGUGAAGAAUUUUUGAAUAAUUUCAAGAUGCUUGAAAGUCAGUGUGGUUACUCGAUGAACCAAAUUCCACAAUUAGAAGACAUCUCUAGUUACCUCAAAACAAAAACUGGUUUCAUUCUACGUCCAUGCGGUGGCUAUUUAACUCCUCGAAAUUUCCUUGCUGCACUAGCAUUUCGGGUAUUUUGCUGUACACAAUACAUACGUCAUGGAUCUGAUCCACACUAUACUCCUGAGCCUGAUUUGUGUCAUGAACUGCUUGGUCAUAUGGCAAUGCUUAUCAACCCAGAAUUUGCGCAACUCACUCAAGAAAUUGGGAUUGCCAGUCUUGGCUCGUCUGAAGAAAAUUGCAAAGCCUUGGCGCGGCUGUACUUUUUCACAGUCGAGUUUGGUUUACUAACGGAAGGCCAAGAAUUUGACAUACAAAAGCGAAAUUUAAAGGUUUAUGGCGCUGGAUUGUUAUCUUGUUUUGACGAGCUAAAAUUUUGCGUAUCACGUAAUGCUGUAGUUCGUCGAUUUGAGCCAAAAGAUGCAAUUUUAAUGGAACCUGAAGUCACAAAAUUUCAAAAUGGCUACUUUUAUUCAACAAGCAUUAAUGAGGCGUUGAACAAGAUUAAGUAUGCGAAUUUACAAAAAAAAAAUCUUUGA